Messenger RNA from Biomphalaria glabrata, 1940 nucleotides. RefSeq lists its product as uncharacterized. The transcript is spliced from 2 exons. Bases 201 to 1136 code for a protein of 311 amino acids. The record is from RefSeq and is a predicted model, not a curated record. NCBI's taxonomy places the organism in Eukaryota, Metazoa, Mollusca, Gastropoda, Planorbidae.
CAAACAAACAAACAAAAGAGAAAUAUGGUUAUAAAUGAACGGAAAGGAUUUGUGGAAGUCUGUGGUUUAGAUCUAGACUCUAGAUAUCAAACCGGAAAUCAUAAUUGUUUACAGAAAUUACUUUUAAAAUGUGAAGACAUUUCCAUUUUCAUUUUUGGAAGAGGCUGUAGUCUUAGUAGAACAAGAUACUUCAAUGGUACAUGUGGUUUACUUAUAGAAACAUGGUGACUGAAGGGAGAAAACCAACCAUUCCUCUGUUUCCUUGGAAGGUUCUGAUAGUUUGUGUUUGCUCUCAUGGGACGUGUGUCUUCAGUGAGGAUAACCGGUUCAAAGUGGUCACUAGUGUCUCCCCUUCAGAGCCCCCACGUCAAAUUUGGCCGUUCUUUGCGUCACGGUUGAGUUAUAACGUAAAGACGGUCACUGUUCAAUUCGUGGCCGACAGGAUGAAGAGAAGCGUGUGCCUCCAACAGCUUGAAGGUUUCACCACCAUCGGAGAUCGCAACAUUGAACUGAAAAUCUCUGACGAGAAGGAUGAAAAAUUCCUAAUCAAGAAGUUCCCUUCAAUAAUAAAUCGUAGAGAAUACUGCUCAACCAGCAGGUGUCUGGAGUUUGCGUUGACCAAGAUAAACGAGACGCUGACUCCAAAUCCGGAUCUGCUUUAUAUUAAUUUACAGAUUCUUCACAUGGAGAGUCCAUAUCGAGUUAUCCAUUUGGAGGACAGUUUUUGUGACGAUAGUUUUAAAUUAGCUAACAGCAGAGUUCAAGUAUACGGUAAAUAUCCUGCUGAUCAGAAACUACACACACAAAUUUGCCCUAUAACAUUUGUAAAAGUUUGGAAAGAGAGACGACUGUGUUUAUUUUACAAGCUGCGAUCUCAGGAAUGGGCUCAACGAUUUGACUGGGAGAUAUACGUCACCUUUAUCAAAUAUUCUUUGUCGCAGGAGAAUAUACUCUUCAAACUUAAUGCCAGAAAUGAAAGCUUGGGAAAAUGGUGUGACGCGUCAAAUGCAGAAGAGAUUAUGCUAAUUUACAAAACCAAUCAAAGUCAAACAUUCCAGUCAGAGCCGCCUGUGUUUCGAAUGUUGGUCCUGGAUUUGGAGAACCACAUACUCGAUAAUGACAAACAGUCUCAAUGACAUUACAAUUUAAGAGACAAACUGUCUGAAUGACAUUAUAAUUUAAGAGACAAACUGUUUGAAUGACAUUACAAUUUAAGAGACAAACUGUCUGAAUGACAUUAUAAUUUAAGAGACAAACUGUUUGAAUGACAUUACAAUUUAAGAGACAAACAGUCUCAAUGACAUUACAAUUUAAGAGACAAACUGUCUGAAUGACUUUACAAUUUAAGAGACAAACUGUCUGAAUGACAUUACAAUUUAAGAGACAAACUGUCUGAAUGACAUAACAAUUUAAGAGACAAACUGUCUGAAUGACAUUACAAUUUAAGAGACAAACUGUCUGAAUGACAUUACAAUUUAAGAGACAAACUGUUUGAAUGACAUUACAAUUUAAGAGACAAACUGUUUGAAUGAUAUUAUAACUAUGGGUCAGAAAGUGUCAUGGCAUGGAGAUGCACAAGUCAAUCCAAAGGAUUACAUUCGCAUUUCUACCUCUACCACAACAGAGUUGUAUUUCUACCACUCAAUGACAGAGUUGUAUUUCUACCACUCAAUGACAGAGUUGUGUAUUUCUACCACUCAAUGACAGAGUUGUGUAUUUCUACCACUCAAUGACAGAGUUGUAUUUCUAUCACUCAAUGACAGAGUUGUGUAUUUCUACCACUCAAUGACAGAGUUGUAUUUCUAUCACUCAAUGACAGAGUUGUAUUUCUACCACUCAAUGACAGAGUUGUGUAUUUCUACCACUCAAUGACAGAGUUGUAAUUUUCUACCACUCAAUGACAGAGUUGUAUUUCUACCACUCAAUGACAGAGUUGUGUA